AUGGAUGUUGCAUCCAUCAGAAACUCUACCGUGACAUCACCACACACGUCCGGAGGUUCAUCACCACCGUACACCGCUGCAGAUACUAUAAACGUACAACUCCGCAAGGUAGAGCUGUUUAUCUUCGACGGGGACUUUGCCACCUACUAUGAUUUCUGGGCCAAAUUCAAGAGCGCGGUCCACGACAACCCAUCCCUAUCUACCACUGCCGAAUUCAUCCAUCUUAGUAGCAGCCUCGAAGGUAGCGCCGCACUUGUUGUACAGGAGUACGACAUAACCAAUCCCUCUAACUACCAUCUUGCCAUUGAAGCCUUACGAAGACUGCAUGACCCUCAACCGCCUCGAGGAUAUGUCAACAUCACUAUCGCUCAAGAAGCUCAUUCGCAGCAAAUUCCCACGAGAGACUCAAUUAGAAGUGAACAGGAUGGAACAUCGGUAUUCAUUCCGGACAUCUGGAAGAAGGAAUACCAGUGCGACACUCCAUUUGACCAAGAAGACCACCAGCGAUGGGACGAAUUGGUCCAGCAACUCAAACAUCCGCUGCCACCAAUUCCACGUUUCAUCGCUUCCACAAAUCGCAAUACCACUUAUGAGCUCGCAGUCUUUGGAAAUGCCUCACAACGUCUCUCUGCCUGCAGUGCCUACCUUAUUUGCCGCUCACCCUCAACCACUUCUUCACAGCUAAUCAUGGCUAAGUCACUACUAGCUACGGCUAAACUUCAGAUGACUAUGCCACGGUUAGAGUUACUCGCAUCACUGAUAAGUAAAUUGGUUGCAGAAAUUGAAGCAGUGCUCAAUUCAAGACCACUUUCAUCCAUCAACGAUACAUCAUCUUCACCACACGUCCUUCGACCGAUAGAUUUCGUCUCACCGCAAGUGGAACUCCAGUUACCACCUCCAAACGGCAGUUCCCUCUAUUUCCCUUCAAACGGCCUUUCGGAAUGGUACAAGGAAACACUUGCUGUAUUGAACAUCUUUUGGGACAUCUGGUACAGGGACUACUUAUCCGUAAUAUCCGCACGCCACCAGCACCGCAUCCACAAAGAGAUCGAUCAAUCAACUACAUCCAUUGGAGAUUUCUGCAAAGGAAGACCCACGACCGAAGAAGAGCUGCCAACAACAGCAACCUACUCGGAUCCAACCACCACGAGCAGUCAAACGUGUACUUGGUACGAAGCGAGUCUACUAGUUGGGUCCCACCGUCAACCAUCUAUGCCUAACCACUGUCAUGUCGAGCGGCUGCUUGUCGAGCCGCUGAACUCCUAUGUCAAGCCGCCGUCAUGUCGAGCCGCUGCUGUCAUGUCAUACCACUGGAACCCAUGUCGAGCCGCUGUUGUUUAUGUCGAGCUGCUGCCUGUCGCCGUCUCUUCCUACUCAACUUCGUUUCACAUGGUGAACCACCUACGUCGAACAAGCCAGUACAACGUCAUGCUAUGCGUCGUCUACGACGUCAUCAGGCAAGACGUUUGCCAACGGGCAUACACCUGGCGUCCUGUAGGGCAGUCUUAA
Molecule: messenger RNA, 1509 nt
Organism: Necator americanus (New World hookworm)
Lineage: Eukaryota; Metazoa; Nematoda; Chromadorea; Rhabditida; Ancylostomatidae
Exons: 6
Coding region: 1-1509 (502 amino acids)
Source: RefSeq, a predicted model, not a curated record